Messenger RNA from Ascochyta rabiei, 1290 nucleotides. RefSeq names its product Serine/threonine protein kinase. The record is from RefSeq and is a predicted model, not a curated record. The transcript has 2 exons. The coding region runs from base 1 to 1290 and encodes 429 amino acids. Lineage: Eukaryota; Fungi; Ascomycota; Dothideomycetes; Pleosporales; Didymellaceae. Gene Ontology annotation, molecular function: protein serine/threonine kinase activity; ATP binding. Gene Ontology annotation, biological process: intracellular signal transduction; protein phosphorylation.
AUGUACCCGUCGCCGCCCGCAUCUCCCACCCCAAAUGGAUUCUGUGCGCCGGAAGACCGAUUGGGCCAAAUUCUCGCUGGUAGGCUGCAACUCACUGGCGUCCUCGGAGUGGGAGCGUAUGGAGUCGUCUACACCGCCGUCGACAUCCAGACCAACAUUCCCUAUGCUGUAAAGGCGCUUAACAAGAUCGGCCUUGAGCCCCGUCAACGCAAGUUCCAGCAGCGAGAGAUCCAGCUCCACCACCAAGCUAGCGCACACCCCAACGUUGUCUCUCUGGUCAAGAUCAUGGAUGCUCCUGACUGCACCUACGUCGUUAUCGAGUACUGCCCGGAAGGUGAUCUUUUUUCAAACAUCACUGAGCAGGGCAAGUUUGUCGGUAACGAUGUCUGGGCCAAACGUGCUUUUCUUCAAAUCCUCGAUGCUGUUGAGUACUGCCACUCUAUUGGAAUCUACCACAGGGAUCUCAAGCCUGAAAACGUCUUGGUCACCGACCAAGGCAUGACCUGCAAGCUGGCCGAUUUUGGACUGGCCACUACUGAUCACGUUACCUCUGACUUUGGAUGCGGCUCCACCUUUUACAUGUCUCCCGAGUGUCAAACUUCCGCGCCCAAGGCAUACUCUUGCUAUGCCUCGGCACCCAAUGACGUCUGGAGCCUAGGAGUCAUCCUCGUCAACCUCACCUGUGGACGCAAUCCUUGGAAGCGUGCGUCUUCCGAGGACAGCACUUUCCGUGCUUUCAUGAAAGACCCCACCUUCCUCAGGACUAUCCUCCCUAUCUCUUUGGAGCUUGAUGCCAUCCUGAGGCGCGUCUUUGAUUUCAACCCUGCGAGGAGAGCCACUAUCCCAGAGCUUAGGCAGAUGAUUUUGAACUGCCCCACUUUCACGGCCACAAAGUCGGUCGUCUCCACUCCUCUGCCCUCGCCUCCUCUCAGCCCUUACUACGAGUGCUAUCAGCAUGCUCCCGCUGUUCCUUCCAUGGCUCCUUUGCCUGGCGCCGUGUACGCUCCGGCCUUCUACCCUCAGCACUCCACUUCGUCUGGAAGCUCCAACUCAGACAACGACUCUAUGUUCUCUGCAUGUUCGUCAGCGUCAUCUUCCUCGUCCACAUCUUCCUACCAGAACGUCUACAACGCUCCUACCCAGAAGUUCUCUUCUCGGGUUCCUCAGCAACAAUACGUUUCUCCCCCUCCCACCAACAACUGGUUCCAGCCUUUCAUCCACGCCGCCAACCUGGUCAAGCAUGUGUCCUUCCAGCCCUCAAUGAUGGCUGCACCGGUCCACGUUCACUAG